AUUUGGUCAAUAUGGCAACGCCUGAGAGUUGAGGCCGCUUUGGGGCAACUCCUGCGCCUUUGGUAGAGCUUUUCUCCUCCUCUUCUCCCCCCUCGCCCCCUUUGCAGACUGAAAAUGCUGGACACCAUCAGCAGCCAGUACGAUUCCUUCAUCUACUGGAGGAUGCCGAUCCCGCGGCUGGACGUGGCGGAGCUGGAGGGGCUGGGGCUCAGCGACGUGGCCAUCUACAAGCCCAAAGGAGGGCUGGGCAAGCUCGCCGGCGAGCGGGAUCGGGUCAGCCAGGACAUCUCCGACGAAGAGGACACUCUGCUGCAGUUCAACAGCUUUAAUUUCUGGAGAGCUCCUAUCGCCAGCAUUAGCUCAUUAGAUUUCGAUCUAAUUUGAAGCCCUCCUUUCUGCCCUCCUCACCCCCCCUGCCCUCUCCCUCUCUGCUAGGCAUGCGAGGAUUUGGUUUUGUUGUCGGUUUGGAGGUUGGUUUUUUUGUUUCCGGGAAGCUUUUGACAUCAUUAAUU
Messenger RNA from Egretta garzetta (little egret), 512 nucleotides. It is a transcript of the gene MLLT11, whose product is annotated as MLLT11 transcription factor 7 cofactor. Gene Ontology annotation, biological process: positive regulation of DNA-templated transcription; apoptotic signaling pathway; positive regulation of mitochondrial depolarization. The record is from RefSeq and is a predicted model, not a curated record. The coding region runs from base 115 to 384 and encodes 89 amino acids. The transcript has a single exon. Lineage: Eukaryota; Metazoa; Chordata; Aves; Pelecaniformes; Ardeidae. Gene Ontology annotation, cellular component: cytosol; nucleoplasm.